AUGAAACUCUGCGUGACUGCCCUCGCUGCUGUCAUGGCUUUAGCGUCGAUGGCGGCUGCCGACAAUAGCUUGCAAGACCAGGACUUAACUUGUCUCCGUGCCUGCGCUUCGCAUAAACAAAAGUGCCCAGAAGAAUGGACCCCAAAGAAGAAAGGCAAUGUACGAACCUGGCACUCGAUUGCCAAUUCUGUUGGACAUGUUGCAAAUCAGACGAAUGAGCGGGUAUAG
Molecule: messenger RNA, 228 nt
Organism: Penicillium cinerascens
Lineage: Eukaryota; Fungi; Ascomycota; Eurotiomycetes; Eurotiales; Aspergillaceae
Exons: 3
Coding region: 1-228 (75 amino acids)
Source: RefSeq, a predicted model, not a curated record